This is a messenger RNA of Monoraphidium neglectum, 657 nucleotides long. RefSeq lists its product as hypothetical. The transcript has 5 exons. Bases 1 to 657 code for a protein of 218 amino acids. The record is from RefSeq and is a predicted model, not a curated record. NCBI's taxonomy places the organism in Eukaryota, Viridiplantae, Chlorophyta, Chlorophyceae, Sphaeropleales, Selenastraceae. Gene Ontology annotation, molecular function: nucleic acid binding.
AUGCGUCCAAGGAUCUACCAGAUCACAAGGGUGGAGGACGUGACGCUGCUGCCCUCGAAGGACGACCCCGACCGCAUCAGAGACUUCUGCUUCGUCGCAUUCAAGGAGCGCGCCGCGGCGCUGCGCACGGUGGAGGCGUGCCAGUCUGCGCGGCCGUCGCUGGGCGGCCACGAGCUGAGCGUGUUCAUGGCAAAGCCCCAGGGCCAGCAGCAGCCGGGCCAGCAGCAGCAGCACGGCGGCGGCGGCGGCUACGGCGGCCGGGGAGGCUACGGCGGCGGCGGCGGCAGGGGCGGCUACCAAGGCGGCCGCGGCGGCGGGGGCGGCGGGCGCGGGGGCGACUAUGGCGGCGGCGGCGGCUACGAGGGGGGCGGGUACGGCGGCGGCUACGCGGCGGCUGCCGGCAUGCUGGGUGGCUACGGCGCGGGUAUGCUUGUGAUGCUGCCGACCGGCCAGCUCGGGUACAUGGUCAACCCGGCCGCGGCCGCGCUGGCGAUGGGCGGCGGCCCAGCACGGCGCGGCGGGGACGGCGGCGAUUACGGCGGCGGCGGCGGCGGCGGUUACCAAAGGGGAGGCAGCGGCGGGUACGGUGGUGGUGGCGGCGGGGGCGGCUACGGCGGCGGCGGCGGUGGGGGCGGCCGGAGGUAUGCGCCUUACUGA